Thelazia callipaeda (thelaziosis nematode) is the source of this 651-nucleotide messenger RNA. The record is from the annotation of a GenBank genome assembly. Lineage: Eukaryota; Metazoa; Nematoda; Chromadorea; Rhabditida; Thelaziidae.
AUGAAAGGUGAAGUGGAUAUCAGCAAGAAUACAGGCACUGAAUACGUUCCCAAAUCCGGCGAUAUCAUGUCAAAUUCUAGUGCUUCUCCAGAAACCACUUUUGCAGCACUGACAACACUUCCUGGAGAAAACAACAUUGUUGUUGCUUCGAAAUGCAUGAGCAAAUACAAUUGCACGGAACUUUCAACUGCUCAACUUUGGUUAUCAGAAACUGCCAAGACUACAAAUAUCAAAAACUAUGAAGCUAAAGAUAGCUGUCAACUGUUAGAUAUUAAGAGAAGUCCAAGGAAAAUCGCUAAGAAUGGACUUGUUUCAUCUCCUGAAUCUCAGAUUGUAUUUCGAAGUGAUUAUAUUGGACCAGCAAUACUCUCCUUGACCAAUUACUACAAAAAACCAGUAAUUUGGGUUCUUAAAACAAGUGCUGCUAAAUGCAUUGUGGCAUUUCCACAUUUUGGUUGCAUUCCACCUAUGAAGACUGUACAGAUCAAACUUGAUCUAGUCCAACCUAUGUCUAUAAAGAAUUCAAAGGAUCAAAUAACAAUGGAAUAUAUUGUCGGCGAGCAGAAUGCUAGAGAUGAUAAUAUUUCUGGAAUGUUCAAAAAAGAAAGAUUCGUUUCAAAGAAGAAAAAUUUAGAAAUCGUAUAUGCUUAG